Molecule: messenger RNA, 1574 nt
Organism: Cylicocyclus nassatus
Lineage: Eukaryota; Metazoa; Nematoda; Chromadorea; Rhabditida; Strongylidae
Source: the annotation of a GenBank genome assembly
UACACCAUUUCAAUAUGAACUCCGAAGAAUUUCGAAAGUAUGGCAAAGAAAUGGUAGAUUUUGUUGCUGACUAUUGGGAGAAUAUACGAGAACGACAGCCUUUACCGAAUGUAAAACCUGGAUAUAUCAGCGCUCUAGUACCACAAAAGCCUCCGGCUAAAGCUGAGGAGUGGGAAUCAAUCUUUAAGGACUUGGAAGAGGUUGUCAUGAAAGGAAAUACAUACUGGCAACAUCCACACUUCUUCGCGUACUUUCCAACAGCAUGCAGCUACCCAGCGAUAAUGGCCGACAUUCUAAGCGGUGGAAUUGCUGGCAUAGGCUUCAGCUGGAAAUCUGGACCUGCGAUGACUGAACUCGAAAUGGCAACAUUGGAUUGGUUGGUGGAUAUCCUAGGUCUCCCGGAUCAUUUCAAAAAUUCGCAUCCUGGCCCAGGCACUGGCAUCAUCCAAAACACAGCGAGUGAUGCAACAAUGAUUGCUAUCAUGGCAGCAAGAGCAAGAGCGGUCGAAGCUCUAAAAAACGAAUCAAAUUCAUUCUUCUCUUGGAUGACUAGCACAGAACUAGGAAAGUCUGUGAAAUCCAUACUAUCGAAAGUACGACAGGAAACGAUUGAAGAGGAAGAAAAUGGCAUCAUAUAUCCUUAUUACCAUGACCCAGCAUUAUUCGAGAAAUUGAUUGCCUACUGUUCUGACCAGGCACAUUCAUCAGUUGAGAAAGGUGCGAUGCUUUGUGGAGUCAAACUACGAAAGCUAAAAAGCAGUGUGGAUCCUCAGUUGAAAAACUUCACCAUCACAAAGGAAACGCUCGAAGAAGCCAUCAAAGAAGACAGAGCUCUCGGUCUGAUACCGUUCAUUAUGAUUGCGACAUUGGGCACCACAAGCACAUGCAGUAUGGAUAGGCUGGACGAAUUGGGGCCAAUAUGUAAUCGCGAGCAGAUUUGGCUACAUGUCGAUGCCGCCUAUGCAGGAUCAUUCCUCAUAUGUCCUGAAUUCCGCUAUCUGUCAAAAGGAAUAGAAAUGGUUGACUCGUUCAAUUUCAACGCACAUAAAGCGAUGCUGGUAAACUUUGACUGUUCACCAAUGUGGCUUAAAGAUGGUACUACAGCGGCUAAAUAUUUCAACGUCGAUCCCGUAUAUCUCAAACACGAACAUCAAGCAGUGGCAUCCGACUAUAGACAUCUUCAAGUUGCAUUGGGUAGACGGUUUCGAGCCUUAAAAAUCUGGUUCGUCUUGAGAAAACUGGGAAUUGAGUUUAUACAAGAGACAUUAAGAAGACAAAACAACCAAGCGGUGCUGUUUGCAAAAUUAGUGGAGGAUGACGACGUUUUCGAACUGUUUGUACCACAACAUCUCGGAUUAGUCUGUUUCAGGAUCAAAAAUAGCCAAAAUCAGGAAAACGAGGUCUUAUGCGCAGCGAUCAACGACGACCAUCGUAUACACUUGGUUCCAUCAAAGGCACACAACACAUUUUUUCUACGCUUGGCUGUUUGCAGCCAACUCGCAACUGAAGAUGACAUACGUUAUGCUUACAAUGUAUGCAAGGAAGUUCGUAUAAGAUUACUAGAAAAUGCAUAA